AUGAGCAUCAACAUGGACCUUCUCGGUCUCGACGGUCUCGAAGGGUUUGACGACGGAGACACGCCGCCCGUGGUCUCGAUCUCAGCAUCGCAGUCCCUCAACGCGUCGGCCGCCACCCGCGACCCAAUCGCGACGGGCCUGGCGCGUCUGGACGAGGUUCUGAAUGACCUCCCAGACCAGCCCGAUCAAGGCGGCAUCUUGCGUGGACAUGUUACAGAAAUAUUCGGACCUCCAGGAGCGGGGAAGACCUCGCUGGCGUUGAAUAUUGCCUGUAAUGCACUACGCGACGGCAAAGUGGUCUGGAUUGAUACGGGAUGUCCCUUGCCCACUCCCCGGCUCGAGGAAAUUGGCAUCAACCUCGAUGACUUUAUCUAUUUCCGGGCGCAUACGCUGGCCCACCUUAUAGCCCUGCUUGCACGUCCACCAAAAGGGUUUCCACCGUCGGAAACAAACCUUAUUGUUGUCGACUCCGUGUCAAAUUUAUUCUCAGCUUACUUCCCCAGCGUCCAAGAGCUCAAAAACCAGCUCGCCGAGGGCAAAAUCACAGAUAAAGCACACCUGCAAUGGCUGAUCAAUCGCAGAUGGAACAUUGCUAGUGAGCUAGGCACGCAUCUGGCCAGACUCGCCGCGGGAAAUAUCGCUGUGGUGGCCAUUAACCAAUCCCACACGAAGGUCAAGGGUCAGCCUCACGCGGUUCUGCAGCCGCUCUUGUCGGGUGGUGCGUGGGAGGCCAGCGUACAGACUCGCAUUGCGGUCUACCGUGACCUGCCGGAUGAACGAUUAGCGGAGGUCGAGAAGCGCGCGGGUAAGCCCCUGCCCGAGCAAGCCGGUGAGCUGCUCGUUGCCUUUCGCAUUGAACCGGAUGGUCUUUAUGAAAUGGAGAGAAAGGAUUCCGUGCCCUCCGAGCCUCUGACUCCCUUACCAAAGUCUCCCGACUUUGAGUACUAUGAUCCUCCUACUCCGACUCCUUCGCCUAUAUCCUCCGUGCUGUCUUCUGCACCACCGUCUCCAAAAUUGGAGUCUCCGAAACCAUCAUCACCUAAGCCAAUGUCACCAGAAAAGCCUGUGCAGAUGCCAAGUAGGAAACGGAAGGUGGAGGAGGUAGCUGACAGCCAGGAUGAAGACUCCGAGGAAGAUGUCCCAUGGACGAACGAGAUAACCCUGAACACGAAUCAAUCAUGA
This is a messenger RNA of Penicillium mononematosum, 1182 nucleotides long. RefSeq lists its product as uncharacterized. Bases 1 to 1182 code for a protein of 393 amino acids. Gene Ontology annotation, biological process: meiotic DNA recombinase assembly; DNA repair; reciprocal meiotic recombination. NCBI's taxonomy places the organism in Eukaryota, Fungi, Ascomycota, Eurotiomycetes, Eurotiales, Aspergillaceae. Gene Ontology annotation, molecular function: four-way junction DNA binding; ATP binding; ATP-dependent DNA damage sensor activity. The record is from RefSeq and is a predicted model, not a curated record. The transcript is spliced from 5 exons. Gene Ontology annotation, cellular component: Rad51C-XRCC3 complex; replication fork; Rad51B-Rad51C-Rad51D-XRCC2 complex.